Limanda limanda (common dab) is the source of this 469-nucleotide messenger RNA. Its product is annotated as centrosomal protein 43-like. NCBI's taxonomy places the organism in Eukaryota, Metazoa, Chordata, Actinopteri, Pleuronectiformes, Pleuronectidae. The transcript is spliced from 5 exons. The record is from RefSeq and is a predicted model, not a curated record. Bases 22 to 369 code for a protein of 115 amino acids.
ACUGUGUGCUGUCUGUGUUGCAUGAAGGUUGAGGCCUCUGGGGCCAGAGAGAGUCCUGCAGGAGCUGCCUCCGAUGCACCGAGACCAGGAGGAGCUGCAGGAAACAGUGCAGAGCAGAGUGACAGCAGGAAUGGAAAAUCGAAAGGAUUCAGAGACUCGAAGGCCUCGAAUGAUAAAACUGGAUCUUUUCAUUUCGAUGAAGAUGUUGAAUAUGACGACGACUUCAACAGGAGCGAGCUGAGCAUCGGCGAGGAGAUCGAGGAAGUUUCCAUCGAGGGACCCGACAGCAGCGACAAGCUCGAUGAGACUCAGGACCUGAGUGUGUCUCAGCUCAGUCACUCCGCUGAUUACAUGGAGGAGGUGGCCUGACACUCCCAUCAUGCAUCACUCUUCCACCAGGCACCUGUUUUUGUCAUCAACAUUUAAGUGUGUACAGUUUGACUUGACAAAUAAAUUGAUUUGUAUGGAA